Messenger RNA from Aspergillus wentii DTO 134E9, 1833 nucleotides. RefSeq lists its product as uncharacterized. The coding region runs from base 1 to 1833 and encodes 610 amino acids. The record is from RefSeq and is a predicted model, not a curated record. The transcript has 4 exons. NCBI's taxonomy places the organism in Eukaryota, Fungi, Ascomycota, Eurotiomycetes, Eurotiales, Aspergillaceae.
AUGCCACACGCGACUACCACGACGCCCCCUUCUGCGACGGACGAUGAUAAUGGGUCUCGACCUUCCCCCUCCUCCGCAUCUGAUAACCGCGGAGAUAAUGGCAAAAAUGCGGCGUCGAAAAACCGUAAACCCCGCAAGAACAAUGCGUCUGGUGGCAAGUCAUCCUUGUUCUGGGUCCAUACCGACCCUGAAUCGGUUUCAGGGGGCUCCAGGGAGGAAACGCUGAAACGCAUCCGUUCCCAUGUCAUGUCGGAGCAUAAUCGCAAGAAGCGACUGGAAAACACCAAACGCUACAAGAGCAAGACCUGGAAACACCUCGCGUUUCAACCCGUCGAAACCACCGCCACGGCGGCCGCCAACACGACCACCCCAGCUGGCUCGAAAAAAUCACCCGCCUCGUCUGGCAGUCGAAAAUCCUCGUCGCCAUCAUCCUCAUCCUCCGCAUCUCCCUUGUCUUCGUCCUCGUCACCCCAGCAAUAUAAACAAAAUGAGCUUGCCGUCACGAACGCUCCUUCUGCCGUGGGGAACCUUUCACCCCCGUUUACACAGGCCGCACAGCCUUUCCCCGGAGCAUCUCCGUGGAGCUAUGUGGGCCAUAACGCUAACGAUGCGUUUUGCACGACUCAUACACAGCUAUCCGGUCGUAUGCUGCGGCAUCUGGAGUACUUUCUUCGCGAUUUGACCCCAAUGGCAUACCCGUUACAGAGACGACACGGGCCGAAAAUCCAGGCGCACUGGGGGACAUUGGUCCAACAUGACCCUGCUUCGCUGCAUGCUUCCAUCUGUGUUGCUGCAACUAAUGCAGCUCUUAUGACUGGAGAGUUUCCUAUGCUCGAUCCGAACAGACAGCGGACCAGUGUGCUUAUGCUCGAUACUUUCCAUCAUCGCGGUGAAACGAUUAAACUUGUGAACGAGGGAUUAUCAGACCCGGUCAAAGCUGCAAGUGAUGAAUUAAUUGCGGCCGUUUCGAUCUUGCUUACGAUCGAGGUCGCUUCUGGAAACCCUGACUACAUAAAAAUCCAUCUAGCUGGGCUGAGGCAGAUGGUGGCUUUGAGGAAUAGCUUUGCCGAUGUGCCUCCAGAUGUUCGAUUCCAGAUUUCAUGGACGGAUAUCCGAGUCGCAUGCAUGGCUUUUACCAAACCGAUCUUCCCCUUUGUCCGCUAUGCCCGCCCAUCUCACUUCUCACUCACCCCUCCGAUCCCGGACCUUUCGAUUACUGGCUCUCGCUUAAUAUCAUUGAUUGAGAUACCCGGUCUCUUUGACGAUGCCUUGUGCAAAUCGAUAUACGAUCUCCUGGAGCUCACGUGGUAUUCAGAGUGGAUCAAGGGCGCGGUAUACCGGGAAUUUGACGAUGAGAUGGAGACAUACUUCAAUUCUGAAGUGUUGUAUGUCGAGUACUCGCUUCAUCGCGAUCGAUUUGCGGAGACAGGCGAGGCCAAGGGCGACCUGUCGAUUGGGGGAGGCGUUCGACUGGCCUGUCUUUUGUUCCACAACACUGUAAUUUGGGAUUUUUACCCGAACAACGGGCUUGUGUUUCCCAAACCGAUAAUUGCUCUCCGGUUGGCACUGGGGAGCACCAUUCCAACAGGAUGCUUCUCACACUGCCGGGAUUUGCUGAUCUGGCUCUUGUUCAUCGGAGCCUGUAGCUCCCAGCACCUAUUUGAGCGAUCCUUUUUCGUGACCGAGAUGGCCACUGCAGUAAGGAGUGCAGGCAUCCAGUCCUGGCAGGAACUCCGAGCGCUACUGCUAGGUUUCUUCUACGUGGACCGUCGAUACCUGGCACCACUGCGAGGACUCUGGGACGAAAUCCAUAUGGUACCAAUCCAGGUCUAG